Molecule: messenger RNA, 1110 nt
Organism: Phytophthora nicotianae INRA-310
Lineage: Eukaryota; Oomycota; Peronosporomycetes; Peronosporales; Peronosporaceae
Exons: 4
Coding region: 1-1110 (369 amino acids)
Source: RefSeq, a predicted model, not a curated record
AUGGACGUUCCGCUGAUCGGCUGUGCUAGCCAUCGCCUAAACCGAGCGGUCGCUGCACAGCUGAAGGAGCAUGCAGAUGAUCUUGACUUGGUCCAGACCCUAAUGUUGAAACUACGCACGUUGACACAAUCCGCAGAACUACGAUUAAAGACAAGUCUCCGACCAAUCACUCGCCAGCAAACACGAUGGGGUUCCACUUUUGCCAUGCUCAAUCGUUUUUUCGAGCUCCUCCCGUUUCUGGACGCUGACGAUGAAGAGCUCGCGGUGCCGCUGCCCUCGCACGGGGUAAAGAGGCGUCUGAAGAACCUUCUUGGUGAGCUGAAGGACGUUGAGUCCGUAUCCAAGGCGCAGCAGGGCGGUGAAGUCAACCUGCUUGAUGUGCGAGUGUGGUUCGACGGUCUCAUCGCAAAAAAGGAGUCGUAUUCCACCUAUCUAGAGUUCGAGUCCGGCUGUGUCCGGUUGCUGAAGGGCCAAGCGCUGCGCUUGACCCGGGGUGAAAAGGCGGCGCUGGAGGCUUUUGGCGUCAGUCCCGUUGCGCAAGGUGAGCGACAGGGUGAUGACGACGAGGCGGGAGCCUCGUUCGUUGAGCGCCUUCGAAAGCAUCGCCGCCUGGAGCAGUACCAACCAGCUUAUGAGCUGCUGAGUCGGAUUCCGCCGACCUCGAACGUUGUCGAGCGCUUUUUCAGCGUCGCUCGAACAACGUUCGGGUUGCAACGGCACUCUCUGCUGCCGUAUACGCUGGAAAUGCUUCUGUUCCUGCGGCAAAACGAGAGAUUUUGGGAUGCCCUCUUCCAGCAAGCGGAGUGUUGGAACACACAGGCUGCAAACGGGUUGUCGCCUGAUGACACGGGGAAAGUGCUACCAACCGCCGCACUAAUCGAUGCGGGCUGCACCAACGUGUUGCUGUCUAUCACAGGCAGCAUUACCGACGGAUCGUUCGCGGCUGACCUGGUAGCAGUUGUAUUGGGCGGUGUCGAAGAUCGAGAUGUAGGUGAGGACGUUGGGCUAAGCUCCAGCUUUUCUUACGCGAGUGUGCCAUGGUCGACGUUGGCUUGUAGUGUGGCUUCAAAGGCCAUUUGGAAAGUGAGCUUAAAGUCCAUUACAGGUUAG